GAACCCACCAAAAUUCACCACUACACAGUGAACCUGUAUAUAUAAAUCGAAUUUUGCUUCGUUCAAAGCACGCACGCCUCCACACAAAUCUCUUCCUGUCUCUCUCUCUUUCUACAUCCUUUCGCUAAAACCCUUCGUGAAAGGAAAGCCACUAUGGUUGAUCAGGUUCAGCAACCUACAAUCAUGGAGAAGGUCACUGGCCAACUCCAUCGUCGAUCUGGUCUUUCAUCUGGUAUUAGGGGUUAUGAUGCCACCUACCGCAAUCCUGCCGUGUUCCAAAAGUACUCCUAUGGAAAUUACUCAAAUGCAGCAUUUCAGAAUCCAUGCAGGGCCACUGUUGAUUUAUCUGCAGUUGCAACAACCGCUUCACCUGUCUUUGUUGCUGCCCCUGCUGAAAAGAGCCACUUUCUUAUUGACUUUCUCAUGGGUGGUGUUUCUGCUGCAGUUUCCAAAACUGCUGCUGCUCCCAUUGAACGUGUUAAGCUUUUGAUCCAAAACCAGGACGAGAUGAUCAAAACUGGCAGGCUUUCUGAGCCCUACAAGGGUAUUGGCGAUUGUUUCAAAAGAACAACAGCUGAUGAGGGUUUGGUUGCUCUUUGGAGAGGAAACACUGCCAAUGUGAUCCGUUAUUUCCCCACUCAGGCUUUGAACUUUGCAUUCAAAGAUUACUUCAAGAGGCUUUUCAAUUACAAGAAGGACAGAGAUGGUUACUGGAAAUGGUUUGCUGGCAACUUGGCAUCUGGAGGUGCUGCUGGUGCUUCAUCCCUCCUGUUUGUUUACUCUCUUGAUUAUGCCCGUACUCGUCUUGCCAAUGAUGCUAAGGCAGCUAAGAAAGGAGGAGAAAGGCAGUUCAAUGGUCUUAUUGAUGUCUACAAGAAGACUUUGGCAACUGAUGGAGUUGCUGGGCUUUACCGUGGUUUCAACAUCUCCUGUGUUGGAAUCAUUGUGUACCGUGGUCUUUAUUUUGGAUUAUACGAUUCCCUCAAACCAGUUCUUUUGACUGGAAAGUUGCAGGAUAGCUUUUUCGCCAGCUUUGGGCUUGGAUGGCUCAUCACCAAUGGUGCUGGUCUAGCAUCAUACCCAAUUGACACUGUCAGGAGAAGAAUGAUGAUGACAUCUGGAGAAGCUGUCAAGUACAAGAGCUCCUUGGAUGCAUUCAAACAAAUCCUCAAGAACGAGGGUGCCAAGUCAUUGUUCAAGGGAGCUGGUGCUAACAUCCUCCGUGCCGUUGCUGGUGCUGGUGUGCUCGCUGGUUAUGACAAGUUGCAGGUUAUUGUGUUCGGCAAGAAAUAUGGAUCUGGUGGUGCCUAAGUAUUUAGUGUCUCUUAAGUCAAAUUUAUUGUUUUUAGAUGGCGAUGAAAAUCAUUUAAGUUCCGAGAGUUAGACUAAUUGCUGCAGCAAAUUUUGUUUAAUAAAUUUACUCGGGGGGAUUCUAUCCCAAACUCUUUUAAAUUUUGGUCGGAAAGUUGAAAUUUAUAGCAUGAUUUGUUGGAGUGGCAGGAUAAGUUACUGUCAUUUGGAAUUUCUUUUUUAUGAUUCUGAAAUAUAUCACAUACAAUGUUGUCUUAUUUCAAGAAUAAAAUGCUUUUUUAUUUCA
Molecule: messenger RNA, 1597 nt
Organism: Trifolium pratense (red clover)
Lineage: Eukaryota; Viridiplantae; Streptophyta; Magnoliopsida; Fabales; Fabaceae
Product: ADP,ATP carrier protein 1, mitochondrial
Exons: 4
Coding region: 154-1311 (385 amino acids)
Biological process (GO): mitochondrial ATP transmembrane transport; mitochondrial ADP transmembrane transport
Cellular component (GO): mitochondrial inner membrane
Molecular function (GO): ATP:ADP antiporter activity
Source: RefSeq, a predicted model, not a curated record